Penaeus chinensis is the source of this 4963-nucleotide messenger RNA. RefSeq names its product arrestin homolog. Gene Ontology annotation, molecular function: G protein-coupled receptor binding. Gene Ontology annotation, biological process: signal transduction; G protein-coupled receptor internalization. The transcript has 11 exons. Lineage: Eukaryota; Metazoa; Arthropoda; Malacostraca; Decapoda; Penaeidae. The record is from RefSeq and is a predicted model, not a curated record. Bases 175 to 1752 code for a protein of 525 amino acids. Gene Ontology annotation, cellular component: cytoplasm.
UGUUGAGGUUUGUCGUUCCCUGCAGACAGUUCUUCAAAACUAUUAAAGUGUUUUUUAAAACAUAUUCGCUGGUUUAGAGCUCAGUUUUGCCAACUGUUCUGUGGCUGAAUCAGAAUUACAUAUAGUGUUUCAAAUCUUUGUCCCGGCACGUGGCCCUGAGCACACCAAGACAUCAUGAUGAACCACGCUAAAGUUUUCAAGAAGACGGCUCCGAACGGGAAGCUGACCGUGUACGUGGAGCGUCGGGAGCUGUGGAUCAAGGACGACGGCAUCCAGGCUCUCCACGGCGUCCUCUUCGUCGACGCCAACUACGUCAAGGAAAGGAAGGUCUUCGGCCAGUUCGUCCUGACCUUCCGCUACGGCAGGGAGGACGAGGAGGUGAUGGGCCUGAGAUUCUGCAACGAAGCAUGUUUGCAGGCGGAGCAGCUGUGGCCGAGGCAGAACCCUGAUGAACCUUACAAGAACCUUACGCCCCUCCAGGAUACGCUGGUGAAGAGGCUGGGCGCAGGCGCUGUCCCCUUCUCCUUCACCGUGUCCUCCCUGGCGCCUCCUUCCGUGACCCUCCUGCCGGCCAGAUCCUACGCAGGAGCUCCCAUCGGCACCAACUAUGAUCUGAGAGUCUUCGUUGGCGAGAACCCGGAGGAUAAGCCCCACAAGCGAUCCUCUAUUCGCAUGGGCAUGAAGCUGUACCAGUGCGCGCCAUCUACCGACAGGAGUCAACCCUACGCCGCCUUCUCCAAGCAACUCCUCCUCGCUGACGGACACGUGGAAGUAGAGGCAACGUUGGAUAAAGAGGUGUAUGAGAGAGGGGAGAACAUCAAUGUCAACGUGUCCGUGACCAACCAUUCGUCGAGAAACGUGAGGAGGAUUAAGAUGAGUAAUGGGAUUUCUGGCGAGAACCCGGAGGAUAAGCCCCACAAGCGAUCCUCUAUUCGCAUGGGCAUGAAGCUGUACCAGUGCGCGCCAUCUACCGACAGGAGUCAACCCUACGCCGCCUUCUCCAAGCAACUCCUCCUCGCUGACGGACACGUGGAAGUAGAGGCAACGUUGGAUAAAGAGGUGUAUGAGAGAGGGGAGAACAUCAAUGUCAACGUGUCCGUGACCAACCAUUCGUCGAGAAACGUGAGGAGGAUUAAGAUCCUCGCUGUUCAGUACGUCGACGUGGCUAUGUUCAGCAACGGCAAGUUCAAAAACGUGGUGGCUAUGAUCGACACGACGGAGGGUUGUCCCGUUAGCUCUGGCUCCAGCCUCAAACGCCAGUUCCAGCUGACGCCCGCGCGGGGAGCCAUCAAGAACUGGAUCGCCCUGGAGGAGUUCUACGACCGCGAGAGUGCCCUAGCGUCGACGGUCGCGCGGAACGACCCUCAGGAGAAGAACGUCUUCGCGAUAUACGUCAGCUAUUACAUUAAGGUCAAGCUGUUCACGAGUGCUAUCGGCGGCGAGGUCAGUGUAAAGGUUCCCUUCAAACUCAUGCGACUCCAGCCCGUAGAAACCGACACUCCUACCAACGUCCUACCUGAGGCGCCAACCAAUGGGGCCGCGAUCACUACCUCCCAGUCCAUGUUUGACCUGACCUCGACUGACCAUCGUCGCGGCAGCACGAAGACGCGUAGGUCACCGCCCUCGAGGUCGACCAGCGAGGACUCAGUGAGGUGUUCCGAGAGCCACUCGGCGGCCGAUGCGGAGCGCUUCCGGGAGAGUCUCCAGCUCGAAGGAAGAGGGCGCGGGCGGCUCGUCAACACCGCCAGCUGAGGCUCCUUCGGGUGCAAGAGAGCAAGGGAAAGGACUCCGAGGGUCUUCGAAGCGGUCGGAGACUAGGAGAGAUGCAGGAUAUGUCUUGUUAACUUUGCAGGACCUCGACCAGGCUGAGAAGGAUUCCGGCAGGGGACUUUUUCAUCUGGAAGAAAGGACUCAGUUGGCGAGAUCUUCGUCAGGAGUGAAGGACUCUGUUGAUGGGGGCAGAACUCCCCGGUGAGAGAGAGAGGAGUGAUCCCUGAUCUCAUGGUUGUGCUAUAUCUGUGACAUUCAAAUUUAUGAAAGUAGAUUGAACCAAAAUCCCCUGUAAACAUUUGUAAAAACGUAAAAAAAAAAAAAAAAAUAUUGUGUAAAUGUGUGUAAAAGUGUCCCAAAGCGACUGCUGAGAAAUGUGUUGGUGGUGUACGUCAGAAAACGAGAGAAAAAGAAAAUGAAAAAGUACUGGAGAAUUCAGGCACGGAAAAAGGUCUUUUAUGCAAAGGGAGCUUUUAUUUCAUGGUCUCAUUUUGGAGCCGAAACAUUCUAUUCUUUUGUUUUAAGAUUUUGUUGUAGCUUUCCGUAUUUUAGUUAUAGUUGUAUCCUUAUAUGAUGGGAACUGGACAUUUCACCCGAGAACACUUGGAUCACUAACAUAUAAAGCUAUUUACAAAACCGCGAAAGGUAAUUAAAUAAAAAAUUCCGAUAUGAAUAUAACAUAAAUAUUUGUAGCCACACUGACACCAAAGAAAAUAAAUAAAAGGAGUGACAAAACAUGUCACGAACACAACAAACUCUAAACCAAAACUAAAAAUAACUCAAUACAUUCCAUUGUUGUAUUAUGUUACUUUUCACCGUAGCGUCGUACAGUAAAUGUGUCUGAUAUUCUGUGAAAUAAAACGCCGCUAACCAAUUGCGAAGAGAAAUGGACAAAGGCAUUUACUUAUGCAAUUUCAAUAUGAUGCGCUCAUAUCAGGUUGAAAUUACAUUGUGCCAGAUGAUAUAUAUUUAUGUAUGUACGUAAACAUAUAGAGACACACUUGACAGGUGUAAAUCAAAAAUAAGGGUUUUCCAGUACACUGUAAGAUGUUGUGAAGAGAUGUACAGGUUGUUACUACUUGUUUUUUCUCUCCUUUCCUAUUUCCUUCUUCCUAAUGCAGCCUCUUCCUCCUUCCUUUAACACCACCAUAUGCCUUGCCCUUGAGUGUAUUUACCCCUAAUACAGCUUAAAGGGUCGGCUCACCUUCUAAUAACAAGAUUAGCAUUCGGCAGAAUACAGCUGCAAAGUCGAUCCACAUAACGCAGCUUCCUCUACAGAAAAAAAAAAAAAAAUAUUGCUCUUUUUCCUCUCGCUCAAGAGAUCAAUCUAAAUAAAACUAUUUUAUUUACUGCGCUUCGCUUGGUAGUAGAAAUGAAAAUCUCUAUAUUAUGAUAACGUGUAGAUUUUUCACUCUGGCUUCUUCGCUCUUCACUAGACGGGCCGAUCUCUGAACUGCAGUCCCGUAUACAUGGUCAACAACAGUGUGUCACAUCACGCUUAUAGCAUAUGUAAGGUGGAGUUUAAAAAGAGGUAUAUUUCUGAUAGAUUGCUAGAGGCUUCUUUAUAUGUUCAUUAAGUAUCUGUUUGUGUACUACAGUAUUUUAUGUCGUCGAUAAGUUUAACAUCAAUGAAGAAAAGUGAAAAGCUUCCCUUUUCGUGAGGGAAAAAUCGUUAUGAACAACAAAUAACGAGUAUCUUGCAAAGACAUAUCCAAGGGCAAUAAGAAAUAAAAUGGACAUUUCACUACGGUUCUGAACUGUUUUCUACUUGAUUAUAUGUCUUCCUUGCUACAAGCAAAAUAGUGAUAAAGAAGCAGAUCAUGGAAUGAAGAUGAAGAAGAACGAACGAGAGAAGUGAUAUAUAAAUAUAACAAAUUACAAGAAAUAUACGAAAUAUACAGAAAAAAAAAAUCUGACCUGAAACAUGGUUUUCCUUUUGUUAGUUGAAUAUACUGUGUAUAAUAGUUAUCACCAUUAUAAUUACUUCCACCUUCUUUAGUUAGAGUCAUCUUGAAUAUUUUCAUUCGCUUUUUCUCUUCACGCAUGAUACACACAAUGAAAGUGUGUGAGUACUCACAUGUGCACACACACACACACAUACACACACGAACCAGAACAUUAACCAUACUCAUGAUAAUGAAACAUAAAACAAAAAAAUAAAGUUCGUAUUUUUUUCUAGAUGUGAAUGUAUUUUACUAUUCGCUGUACCUGAAAGAAGAAAGUGUUAAGAGCUGAUCUAAAUAGCGCAAGUGUUUAAAAGUGUUUCCAAUACUGUCAUCGCCAGUUCCUAUUGCAACUUGCUAUUGCAUAUUAUAUCUACAUAUAAAGUGGAAGCGGUAUCAUUUUGAAGAAAAGAUAGAUAUAUUCCCAGUCAAUUAGUGAUGAUUUUUUAAGGAGACAAUGUUCUACAUCAUCUGUAGACUCAUCUCUUACCUUUGCAAUAAUAUCCACUCACAUCUAUAUCAUAUAUAUAUAUAUUUCGGUAAUACACAUUUCAUUAAAGAUGUUCAGUAAGUGUACCAGGAGUAAUAAUACGAUAACAUUUUGUCUAUCAAUGUAUGGAAAAGAAAAUAUGGCUAUUUUCAUGCGUCUAUUUCUAUAUAAAGUGCCUGCUGCUAAAAUAGAAAAAGAGAGAAAGACAAAAUAUAUAAUAACGAUACCAUGCCUCGAUUAGUUGCAAAGUACACCUUAGUUGCAAUAUUGCAAAAUGCAGUCGCUAAUUCCCUCAGUUGUGUUUAGUAGCUGGUCCUGUUAAAAAACCCAAGACUCUAUUGUGUAUGCAUUUAUAUUCACCUCCUGAAUUAAAAUCAGUUUUCUCUAUAGUGACUCUUUGGAUUCUGCGAGGUCCACAGGCUUCUAUAAACUCAUAAUGAUAACGAAUAUAUAUUUUGAAGAAGAAGAAGAAGAAAAAUAUAUAUGUGUAUAAACAGUGUCUUCGAGAAACUAUAAUCUCAGUGUAAAGCUGAAGAGGCUCUGGGGUAGAAACUGUAUGCUGCUGCUAAUACUUCGUAGAAUAUUGGAAUUAAUGAUAAAUACUGUGGCAUUCAAGUUAUUUUGCGAAGUAUUAUUAGGUUACCUUCCUCAUAAAGAAUGAAAAUUAACAGACGUGAAAAUUAUACAUAAAGAAGUGUCAAGAAAUGACAUAUGAAUGUCAUGCACUUGGGUUUAUUUUCCAAUAAAACAGUCAACAUGU